Symbiodinium necroappetens is the source of this 549-nucleotide messenger RNA. The record is from the annotation of a GenBank genome assembly. NCBI's taxonomy places the organism in Eukaryota, Dinophyceae, Suessiales, Symbiodiniaceae.
GUCAAAUCCCGUGAGACCAACAAUGCCGCACUAGAACUGCUGGAUGUGGCAGCGCAGCGCAUCGAACGGUUCUAUUCGGGCAGCCUCCUUCAGGAGCGGCACGCCAUGCACCUUGCCUCGGCCUCGAGGCAGGGAAGAACAAAGGAUGCCCCAGAUGUUGACCUGACAUACCGCAAGCAAGGGGGGGCCUCGACUCAGAUCCUCAUGCUCUUCAACAGGAUCAAGGCAGACCUUCAGAAGCAGAUGGCGACUUUGGAGUCCGAGGACAAAGUGGGACAGGCGGAGUACGAAAACAUUGUGGAGAAUUCUAACAAAAAGAAGACGAUCGGCAAUGAGAACCUCGGGAGCAAACAGGCGGCCAAGGCUGAGCUACAGGUCACACUGCAACGAAGUCGCGAUGAGUUGCGAUCCGACAAGCAGGCACUGCUGGCAGUGGAGGAGGAGAUCCAGGGCUUGCAUGCCGAAUGUGACUUCUUAUUGAAGAUCCUCGCCCAACGAAUUCAAGAAGCUGGGGAUUGUGGAUGUGAGAUCUUGACGGCCGAGUUAUGA